Molecule: messenger RNA, 528 nt
Organism: Ricinus communis (castor bean)
Lineage: Eukaryota; Viridiplantae; Streptophyta; Magnoliopsida; Malpighiales; Euphorbiaceae
Product: thionin-like protein 2
Exons: 2
Coding region: 40-396 (118 amino acids)
Source: RefSeq, a predicted model, not a curated record
GUAAAUUUUUCAAUACUUGAGUAAAAAGAGGAGAAGUAAAUGGAGAGAAAAUCUUUGUCAUUUUUCUUGAUGUUUGUGGUGAUCAUUGGGAUGCUGGUUGAGCAGUCCGAUGGCAUCUCCAUUCCUAGGGAAUUCGAGAAAUGCAUGAAGCCUUGUUUAAUUGACUGUACCAUUCCUCCAUGGCUGGUGGCUUGCCCAUUUCGAUGCCUUGCCAAGUGUAUUGUCCACCCAUUUGCGAAAAGCACUGACAGAACCCACCAGUUUUGUACUUUUGGUUGCGCCACCUCUAAGUGCUCUAAGCUCAUCUCCAAAAACAACUACCGUUUGGAUGAAGUGGAAGAUUGUGUGGAUGAAUGCUCACAAACAUGCGUCAACAAUUACGGGCCUGCAAACUGAUGAAAAGGGCAUUGAUUAUUAUUGAUUUGGCUCGAGAUAGAGAGUUCCUGGAGCUUAAGAAGAAAAUUCUAUCAAGACAUCUAAAUUUGAAAGAUUUCAAUGAAUAAUCAGUGUAGUUUGAGUCCCUUUAAA